AUGUACCUCAAAUCGGCUCUAUUCGGCAGCGCGCUGCUCUCGACAGCCUGCGCGCAUGAGAUUCUUUUUGGCCGCGACCUUCCAUUGCCAGUGGCAGCCAAUGCAGAGUCAUACACCGACUGUGCUAAUGCCGCAUGGCCUCCAUCAAACGUUGGCGUGGAGCUGAUUCCGCAAGUACCGGACGAUGAGAUGCGAGCCAUUGUGAACGAGAUCAGCCCAGCCAACAUCGAAGCCACAAUCACCAAGUUAGUCUCGUUCGGAACCCGCCAUACACUGGCUACAUUCAACAGUUCGACGCGCGGGAUUGAUGCAGCAAGAGACUGGAUAGCUUCUGAGAUGCGUAAGUAUGCCGCGGAGAGCAAUGGCACGAUGACUGUCGAAGUACAAAGCUAUCUACAAGGAGUGGCCAGCAGAAUCCCCUUUCCCGUGUACAUCUCGAAUGUGCUAGCAACUGCCAAAGGAAGUGAGAACCCGGACAGAGUAUAUGUUAUGACUGGACAUUACGACAGUCGCGUUACGGAUGUCCUCAACUAUGAAGCCGAUUCUCCUGGAGCCAACGACGAUGCAAGCGGAGUUGCCAUUGCGAUGGAGAUCGCGCGUGUCCUCGCAAAGCAUCAGCCGAAAUCAACGAUUAUUCUUGGUGCUGUAUCUGGCGAAGAACAAGGCUUAUAUGGCUCGACCUAUCUCGCACAAACCCUCAAGAACUCCAGCACCAAUGUCGAAGGUAUGCUUAACUGCGAUAUUGUUGGUUCUUCAACUGGGGAUCGAGGUCAGAAAGAUCCAUAUACUAUUCGUGCUUUCGCACAAGGUGUUCCUCCUCUAUCUGCCGAGAACAACGUCACUGCAGCACGACGCCUCCAAAUUGGUGGCGAGAACGAUAGUCCGGCACGAGAGCUUGCGCGCUUCUCUGCCGAAGUUGCUGCCAACAAUGCCACCGGCAUGAACGUAGCCAUCAUCUACCGUUUAGAUCGCUUCCUGCGCGGAGGCGACCAUACUGGAUUUCUCCAGGCGGGUUAUCCAGCCAUCCGGUACACAGAGCCUAACGAGAACUUUGCUCAUCAGCAUCAAGAUUUGCGUACCGAAAAUGGCACUGUUUACGGCGAUUUGAUUGAAUUUGUCGAUUUUGACUUCACAGCACGUGUCGGUAAAGUCAAUCUUGCGACGCUUUGGUCCCUGUCUCAGGCUCCUGCGAUGCCACGCAACGUUACAAUCGAUACCACAGUCUUGGACAACGAUUCGCGCAUCAAGUGGAUAGUUUCCAACAGCACAGAUGUUGCAGGCUAUGAGAUUGUAUGGCGAUCCACUACAGCAAGUUUGUGGACUCGCAUGCUCGAUGUUGGCAAGGUCGGCUCAGUCGUUCUUCCGCUUAGCAAGGACAAUGUUAUCUUUGGCGUAAGGGCCGUCGGAACGAACGGGUAUAAGAGCCCUGCUGUCUAUCCUUUUCCAGGAUAG
This is a messenger RNA of Alternaria arborescens, 1452 nucleotides long. Its product is annotated as putative zinc metalloprotease. The record is from RefSeq and is a predicted model, not a curated record. Gene Ontology annotation, molecular function: metalloexopeptidase activity. Lineage: Eukaryota; Fungi; Ascomycota; Dothideomycetes; Pleosporales; Pleosporaceae. The transcript is spliced from 2 exons. Bases 1 to 1452 code for a protein of 483 amino acids. Gene Ontology annotation, biological process: proteolysis.